Spodoptera littoralis (African cotton leafworm) is the source of this 5206-nucleotide messenger RNA. NCBI's taxonomy places the organism in Eukaryota, Metazoa, Arthropoda, Insecta, Lepidoptera, Noctuidae. The record is from the annotation of a GenBank genome assembly.
AUCUGUUCGGCUGUCAUUGUCAAGUGUCAAUGUGUCAUGUUUUGACUUCUCAAGUCAGUGAAGUUGAUCGGUCAGCGAAUUUCAGUGAAUUUUCGGUUCACGUCCGUGAUAAAAACACUUGUUUUUAAUAUCGAACUAUUUCUUGGUGUGCCUGAACUUCCUAAAAGUGCUAUUUAAAUGGAAAAGUGUUAAGACUUUGCAAUUCGGGGGUCCUAGGAUGUGUUUGUGUUAGAUGCAGUAAUGGAGCGCUUUCCUCUGAAGUCUACUGGCCCUAAAAUGGGUACGACAUACCAGUCCGUCUACAAGAAGGGUGCAAACACCAGCAACGGGCGAGGCGCGCAGUCGACGAGUGAAGAUGACAUGGUAGAUAUCACGGCGGGACUCCAGCAGGCCGCCGCUGCUAGUGUCACUACGCCCACCAGCCACGGCACCUUCCAGCUCUACGAGCACGGCGGUAGGAACUCCAACGCCAGCGCCAACUGGGACGCAGUUCUAUUUUCCGGAAUGUCAGGUGACGAUGACAUCCCGGGAAUCGGCCAAUAUGACGACUUCCAUACUAUUGACUGGCAGCGAGAUAUUGCCCGAGAUCGUAUGCGACAUAGAUACAUUGUCAAGAAGAGGCAGGACUCGAUAUGGGAUCUUAUAAAGGCGGGUAUUGGUGCCCACGACGCAUGGUCAGGAUGGGUGUGCGUACUGCUGGUGGGAGUCUGCACGGGCAUAGUGGCUGGAGUCAUCGAUAUCGGUGCAUCUUGGAUGACUGACCUCAAGUUUGGCAUCUGUCCCCAAGCCUUCUGGCUUAACCGAGAACAAUGCUGCUGGUCCGAUACUGAUACCACAUUUGACACUGGAAACUGUUCACAGUGGCUAACUUGGCCCGAAGUGCUUGGUGGACAGCGCCAAGGCCCAGGAGCGUACAUCAUCAGUUACCUAUUCUACAUCGUGUGGGCUCUGGUGUUCGCCGCGCUAUCGGCUUCUCUCGUCAGGAUGUUCGCCCCGUACGCCUGCGGUUCAGGUAUUCCCGAGAUCAAGACCAUACUGAGUGGUUUCAUCAUCCGAGGAUACUUGGGCAAGUGGACACUGAUCAUCAAGGUGGUUGGCCUGAUACUGUCAGUGUCCUCUGGCCUCUCACUCGGUAAAGAGGGGCCAAUGGUGCACAUUGCUAGUUGUCUCGGAAAUAUUCUGUCGUACCUGUUCCCGAAGUACGGGCGUAAUGAAGCGAAGAAGCGUGAGAUCCUGUCGGCGGCUGCAGCGGCUGGCGUGUCCGUCGCCUUCGGAGCGCCCAUCGGAGGAGUGCUGUUCAGCUUAGAAGAGGUGUCCUACUAUUUCCCGUUGAAGACGCUCUGGCGCUCGUUCUUCUGUGCGCUGAUCGCGGCCUUCAUCCUGCGCUCCAUUAAUCCAUUCGGCAACGAGCAUUCUGUGCUCUUCUUCGUGGAAUACAACAAGCCGUGGAUAUUCUUUGAGCUGAUACCGUUCGUCGGUCUCGGUAUUAUCGGGGGCUGCAUAGCGACGAUAUUCAUAAAGGCGAACAUCUUCUGGUGCCGCUACCGCAAGUUCUCGAAGCUGGGCCAGUACCCAGUGACGGAGGUGCUAGUGGUGACGCUGGUCACCGCCAUCAUCGCCUACCCCAACCCGUACACCCGCAUGAACACAAGCGAGCUCAUCUACCUGCUGUUCAACCAAUGCGGCAUCUCUAACUCUGACCCUCUGUGUGAUUACAACCGCAACUUCACUGACGUGAACUCCGCGAUCGAGAAGGCGGCGGCCGGGCCGGGCGUAUACCACGCCAUCUGGCUGCUGGUGCUCGCACUAAUACUGAAGCUCGUCAUGACAAUCUUCACGUUCGGCAUCAAGGUGCCUUGCGGACUGUUCAUACCCAGCCUUGCGCUUGGAGCCAUCGCCGGCCGCAUCGUAGGCAUAGGUGUGGAACAGUUGGCCUACAACUACCCGAAGGUGUGGCUGUUCUCGGGCGAGUGCUCGACGGGCGACGACUGCAUCACGCCGGGCCUGUACGCCAUGGUGGGCGCCGCCGCCGUGCUGGGCGGCGUCACACGGAUGACAGUGUCGCUGGUGGUGAUCAUGUUCGAGCUGACGGGCGGCGUGCGCUACAUCGUGCCGCUGAUGGCGGCCGCCAUGGCGUCCAAGUGGGUGGGCGACGCGCUGGGCCGGCAGGGAAUCUACGACGCGCACAUCGCGUUAAACGGGUACCCCUUCCUCGACAGCAAGGACGAGUUCCAGCACACCUCGCUCGCUGCAGAUGUCAUGCAACCCAAACGCAACGAGACGCUGUCGGUGAUCACCCAGGACUCGAUGACGGUGGAUGAUGUGGAGACUCUGUUGAAGGAAACAGAGCACAAUGGGUACCCAGUGGUCGUGUCCAAGGAGUCACAGUACUUGAGACUAUUCUGUCAUUUCUGUUCAUUGUAUGCUUCAGCGAACGCGCGCCGCACCAUGGAAGGCAUUACAGGACAAACCAUCGUCAUCUUCGCGGGCACGGGCAACCAGCCGCUAUCUCCGCCGCCCUGCCUCAUGCUGAACCGCAUCCUCGACAUGGCCCCCAUCACCGUUACCGACCAGACCCCCAUGGAGACGGUCGUGGACAUGUUCCGCAAGCUUGGCCUGAGGCAGACGUUGGUCACUCACAACGGACGUCUCCUAGGAGUGAUCACCAAGAAAGACGUGCUGCGGCACGUGAAGCAGAUGGACAACGAGGACCCGAACUCAGUCCUGUUCAACUGAGGCCGGGCUCAGCGCGCCACCGCCAGGCGACGCCGACCCUAGCCUGCACUCCACUCCGCGCACUCACAGACACAUCCUCUCCGUCGCGAGCGCCACACUCUCGCCCGCGACCUAGUCCCCGGACUACCGACAACCACCGCAUUGCGAUGAGAAAUGUAUGUGUAUUGUGUGUGGUUCAUGGUCCGCGGCUACUCGCGUGUCGUUCAUCACAGUGGACCGCCGCGCCGUUAGUGUAACUCAUAUGUUAUCGUAUUAGGUAUAGUUAUUACGCAAACAUCGCAUUGGCAACUGUCUGUAUAUUAGCUGUUCUCCGCGCAGAGCUCAUACAUAAGUAGAUUAAUUCACUUUGAGUAAAUAAAUAGCACAGUUAUUACGAAUCUGUCCGCUUUUGUAAGUACAUAAACAAGUAAUCCACUUCCACUAGAGUAUUAAUGAUCGCAUCACUAUUUAUAUUAUAAAGUUGUCACCGACUAGACUUCAAUAGGUUGAUGACAUCAGUAUUUAAGUGUUACUAGCAAACGUUUUAAGUGGAAGCUACUGUAUAUGAUUAAUGAACAAAGUUGUUAGAUAUUAAUAUAUCAAGUAAUUUAUUAUUAUUUCAAAUCAAAUAAUAUUAUCAUGUUUUACGCAAGAUUUAUGUAAAUAUUGUAUCGUAUAUGAAGCAUAAUGUGUAACCGACAUCUCAUUUUAAGUAGUGUUGUAGAAUCGAAUAUAUUGUUUAUAAAAGCUAAGCUAUAUUUGUACAGGUUCACACCGACACACAGUAGAAGGUACGGACGUAGAUAUAGGCCCGACCCGCGCUACUCACUAUACCUAUGCAGUCAAUGUGUAUAUAUUGUACAUAAAUGUUGUCGUAGUCCUGUCUCAACACAAUCGUUAAAUUAGCCGAUAAAUGAGCCCGUCCCUGUGUCGUGUAAUCUUAUAGUAGUUAGAGACAGCAAUAUGCACUCCGCUUAGAUCGACACUUACACUAAUACAUAGCGCACGUUAGCUCGUUUGCUUAUAUUAUGACUAGCAUUGAUACAGGGAUGCGAAUAGUCUUAAGACACGAACUAGAAAACAGCUCAUUACUAUAUUAUACUUCAAGUAUGUUAGAUCAAGUUUGCAAUAUAAUUAACACACUUGUGAUUAUGAAUCAUGGUCUACUAAUUCGCUACGUAGUUAAUAUCUGUCGGGAAUUCUGGGUAUUGAAAGCGAUCUAUAGCAACUAUCUCGUAGUCCUAUAAUGUUUGAAUAUUAUACUGUUUUUAUGUAUUUUUAUAUACAAGGACUGAAAAUUAAAAUGAUUAACUACUAGGUAUUAACAAACAUUGUAUAAUUAACUUUACACGUUUGCGAUGCUCCAGUCGGCGCGCGCAACUUUUUAUAAUAGAUUUUACAAGUAUUGUGUAUUUAUUACAGUGUUAUUAAUGUGCAAUAUUUACAUCAUAACUGCACGUUGGAUCUACAUUUACACAGGGUCGGCGCGGACUCGCAGCCGCAACACUAUUCACUAAGUUUUAUUUGAAAUAAUGUAAUUUUAUUUUACGCAGUUUAUCAACUCGCGACUUGUGUCGACGUCCACUAAUUUAUUGUCUUACAAAGAUUAAGAUAGCGCCCCCUGCUCGUCGCGGGCUCUGCGCCGACCCAAACAUUUUAUAUUGACUACUUUCAAUUGUACAGAAUGAGAUUUUAAAAUAUUAUCUGUCCCUCGCUUGCCACCUUAUCUCGAUGCUCGGGUGGUACCAUUGAAGUGUGUGUUUCAAAUACAUGUAUGUUUAAUAUUUUCUCACUUUUAUUUUAAUUUAACGUUUGUUAUCGCAUUAUUAUAAGUGUUCUGACACUUAUCUAAACAUGGAGGAGAAAUUGAACCUUAACCACAGACACUCUGAAGCCGAUACGGUUAUAUACUAAACUGUCAGUAUUUCGAGGCCAAAAUUGAAGGUUAAAGUUUUAUAAUUUGUUUUCGAUAAUUUUGAUGUGUAUUAGCUAAAAAUGGUGUCAAUUUUUCAAGGAAACAAGUUAUUAUGCUUGUUAUGACCCCAUGUACGAAGAGUAUUGUUUUUCUUUUGUACCUACUACUCAGCGAGCACAGAGUUCUCUGUUUAUAAAGUAAAUUCUGCAAUUUUAAUAUAAUAUUUACAAUACAAAUUAUUCCUCUUUCUAGAUAGGUAAUAUAUUACUAAUACACAAUUUUAUUACAAUCUGAGUGUAUAGUACAGUAGUAUGUGUGGAUCACGCUCAAUGGUGUGCAGCCGACACUGUCCUCCCACGCUGUGAACUACUAACAUUGUAACAUGAGAUUGUGGGGGAGUUUAAUAAUAACAGAGUAUUAAUCCAAAUUACCAUGGACAAAAGCUAGUCCAUGAAUAAAAUGUAUUCAGUUAAUUGAAUUCGUAUUUUUCUUUAAAAUCUCUGAUUCUGAUGCAGCUAAAGACUAUGAUUAGUCCUUGAAAACAGUUUUUAUUGGCAGUCAAAGGCUUAAGCAAAA